Messenger RNA from Ruditapes philippinarum (Manila clam), 2210 nucleotides. RefSeq lists its product as uncharacterized. The record is from RefSeq and is a predicted model, not a curated record. The transcript is spliced from 14 exons. Gene Ontology annotation, cellular component: extracellular region. Gene Ontology annotation, molecular function: chitin binding; protein binding; carbohydrate binding. Bases 164 to 1927 code for a protein of 587 amino acids. Lineage: Eukaryota; Metazoa; Mollusca; Bivalvia; Venerida; Veneridae.
GAGAGAAGAUGACCUAAAAAUGGUACAAAAUAUGUAAUUCAUCAAUGAUAGUGUGACAUAACCAUACAGAAAUAUUACAUUUUUUUUGCUAUAGGUUACCGCUCGUUUAAAAACAAACUGGUUUGCUUUAUUAUAAGUUGUGUAUCUUUAUUAUGUCAUAAGGAUGUAUCAGAGGAUUCUUAUAAUUUGUUUGUCACUGUCGUUUACCCGAGCGUUGGAAAAGACGAUCUGUGAACCAAAAUUGGAUACACUGAGUUGUCAAACUGGCCUCAUUAUAGCCAUAGAUAGUGUCCUGUACGGACGGACACAAAACAAUGUUUGCAAUAUGUUCAACAUUAAUAUGCAGAACUUAAAUUGUCGAUCCACUCAGAUAAGUGUAUCAGCAGUAAAGAAAAGUUGUCAGUCACGCACCACGUGCUUGUUGUAUGCAGACAACAGUUUUCUGGGGGAAGAUCCCUGUCCUUCUACACCUAAAUAUCUUCACGUAACAUAUCGAUGUGUUUCCUCAAUUUCCCCGACGGCAAAUACACCCCCGACAACAUCAACAUCAACGCCGGCGAGUACACCAACGUCCACGACGCCUUUGACAACACCAACACUUGGAGUGUUACCACAUGGAGGUUCAUUUGUCAACCAGUCAAAUCACAGAAGUAGUCAACAAUGUCACGAGUACAUCGUUUCCGGACCACGUGGUAUACCGGACAGCCAGCUAUCUGCUUCAUCGAGAAAGUCGCUUAGCAACAACGCGCAUCGCGCUCGGCUUUAUAUAGAAAUCGACAAAUCUGCCAGCGGUUUCACAUUUGAGGGUGGUUGGACAGCCGCAAGUAGUGACAAUAAACCCUGGCUACAGGUGAAAAUGAACUGGCUGACAAUAAUCACUGGGAUCUCAACUCAAGGUCGGCACGUCAACCCAAGCUCGGGUUGUUGUCAGGAAUGGACGACUAGGUACAAUAUAGAGUACAGUAUCAACGGUCAGACAUGGGACAUGCUAAAAGACAAAUCUGGACAACCAAAGGUUUUUGUGGGCAACACAGACACGGAUACUGUCAUUACUCACAUGUUUGACUGUCCUGUUAUUGCACGUUUUCUACGUGUAAAUAUUUUACAAUAUCAUGGUAAUGCAUCAAUGCGACUAGAACUAUUAGGUUGUCCAUCAAACACAGUUGAUGUGGGUGUAUGUCCAAAGGGUUGGAAAGAACGACCAUCGAGUGGCACAUGUUACUAUAUAUCCGACAAAACCGAUGAAAAAACUUGGGAGAAGGCUAUGCUUACCUGCAAACAUCGGCAAGGAGAAAUGGUCAAAAUUGAUUCAAUUCAAGAAAAGUCCUGGUUGAGGAAUGAGAUUCAAUCACAGCUUAAGUUCCAAAACACAGACAAAUGGUGGAUUGGACUAAACAACAGGCCGAGAUUUGACAACAAUUAUUAUAAGUGGGGUGAUGGUACAUCCCUUAAUAGUAACAUACUGCGUUGGAACCCCGGGGAGCCGAACAAUUCUGGUGGAAGAGAACAUUGCGCACAGUACAUGAUGACCUCUGACUCAAUCAACGACAAAGAUUGUGAUUUAUCUAUGCCUUAUAUAUGUGAAAUGAAGAUGUACUGGACUCAGCCAAUAAACAAACCUGGCAUAGUCACACAUAAACCAACACUUCCACAGACGGUUGCACCGGUAACAAUUCCUAACAAAGUUCCUGUUCCAAUUGGGGUGACGGCGGUUACAUCUGGGCCCAAUGUGUUCACAACUGGGUGUUUCAAGCAAACAGAUUGUGCGGGAAAAGCUUGGCAGAAUUACCCAUCCUGUAACGGGUGUGGAUAUUACUUGACAUGUGCACCAAAUGGUGUAUUCUUGCGAAAAUGUCCUCAAAAUACGAAAUAUGAUGCAAAUAUUGACGCUUGUUCAUUCACAACAUCUACUUGUCGAGGACCAUAAUUAAGUAUUGCUCAUAAAUUUCUGGAUAGGAGUUAACAGUUUACUAUUUUUAUGGUAACAUUUAUAGAUUUUAUAUCAUUUUACAAAAAAGGAAAAGAAAAUAAUUUCGUUAUUUAUCGUUUAUUAUUCUUCAUACUGGUAAUAUGACCAAAAAUAAAAUUUGCCAUUACUCAAAGAAAUGAAGGACUUGUAUUUAUUUUUAUUCCUAAUUACCGUGAGAUGCUACGUACGUUUCAUUCCAAUCCUUUAACUUCAUAUUCUUUGUUAAAACAUACCUUUAAAC